GUUGGUGCGAAUAGCAUCGGCCUAUUUGAAAGAUACAAUUUUUCCACACUCGGUGCGAUAGAAAGAUUUAACAGAAACUGAAAUUAUGAAGAACAUGGCCACAAUUUGGGGAACCGAUAAUGUUGUUGCAGAUCACAGAGAUUUACAGGCGAAUACAAUGGCUGUGGACAGUUUAGGUCAAUAUGUUGUCUUAGCCGGGCGACGACAUAUGGGCAUUGUGCAUCUAGAUCAACCGAAUGUUGUUAUACACAAAACCAAUAGACAUAGCAAAUGGGAUGUGACAACAGCUGAAUGGAGUCCGCAUCAAAACGAAUGUUUUGCUUUAGCAUGUAAUCAGAGAGCUGAACUGUAUUCUUGGGGUAAAGCAGACUUCACUCAGACUACCUCUCUGAAAUCUCACACUCGUGCCAUUAGUGAUCUAAACUGGUCCAUUUUCGACAGCCAUGUUCUAGCCACAGCCUCUAUAGAUACUUUUAUUUAUCUCUGGGAUAUCAGAGACUCAAGAAAACCAUCCAUUUCUCUUUCAGCUGUUGCGGGUGCUUCUCAAGUGAAAUGGAAUAAAUUGCAAUCUCAUAUGCUUGCAACGUCACAUGAAGGAGAUAUCAGACUGUGGGAUACUAGGAAAGGAACAAGUCCUGUACAGUAUAUAACUGCUCAUUUGCUAAAAAUCCAUAAUAUUGAUUGGUGCCCGCAUGAUGAAAAUGUGCUUGCAACAUCUAGUCAAGAUUGUACAGUUAAAUUUUGGGAUGUUACUAUUCCACAGAAAAUGGAUUAUAGUUUGCAAGUUCCUUGCCCAGUUUGGCGAGCUCAAUAUACACUCUCCUGCUCUCCUGCUGGUAAGACGCAUUUCAUCCAUGCUGCUGCCGCUUACUUGCUUAAGAUGACGUCAAACUUAAAAAUGGAAGUUAUUCUAUUCAAACAUUAUUAAGAAAUAUCUUGUCUGAAAAAGAAUUAUUUGAUAUGCAUGGAAAAAAUAAAGAUUGUGAUUCUUCAAGAUAUGUUGUGCUAAAUUGCGUCAUCAUGCUUUCCACUCUGCCACCUUCAAGCCACUACGGUCUUCUCGGUCAUCUACGCGGUAUCGUAAGCUGUUGGGAGGUCCACUGCUUUAAUCUACGCAUUUGAAAUCAUUACAUAUUUAUAAAAAGUCGACAGGAUACGAAAGUCAGGACAGGAUUAACCUGGUGCAAGUUUUCCCGAAUGGAUUUCGACCUCUGCUGCCUCAAACUUCCAGUGAAUCACCAAAUUCGUUUCCGGUGUGUGAUUUAACGGCAUAUUCUAAAAGUGCUUUGAGAUCAUCGAAUAUAUUCAAGUUCAAAAUCAAAACUGUUUCGAAUCAAGGUCAGCGACGCCAACGUAGUGAAAUAUGUUAUUGAUUCUGGCUUGCUUGGGAUAUUCGUAAUGCUGUCCGAUCAUCGCGUAAAAAGAAAAACAUCCAAAGUGCUUUAAGAGCAGCAACCUCAUAAGGGAAAGAGUGUUUUGUGCACAUUUUGCGUUUUUCAGUGCUCUUAUUCAAAGAAUGGAAUAUUAUCAAAAGUUAUUAAUUUGAUAUUGAAGCGGUAUUAAGUUCCAAAAUGAGUAAAUUACGUUUAAAAAAAAAAAGAAGAAAAAACUUUGCAUUUAUAGGUUAUGAUAUUUAUAGUUUAUGAUAAACGUUGAAGGCUCUCACCUUAUGAAAAAAUUCAUUUUUUUAAUAUAAGUAUUUUGUAUUUUUUUCAUAAAAUGGAGUGUGUUUUUAAUAUUUUACAUAUGGAAAUGACAGC
This is a messenger RNA of Stegodyphus dumicola, 1760 nucleotides long. It is a transcript of the gene Wdr59, whose product is annotated as WD repeat domain 59. Gene Ontology annotation, cellular component: vacuolar membrane; Seh1-associated complex. Lineage: Eukaryota; Metazoa; Arthropoda; Arachnida; Araneae; Eresidae. Gene Ontology annotation, molecular function: signaling adaptor activity; protein binding. The record is from RefSeq and is a predicted model, not a curated record. Gene Ontology annotation, biological process: positive regulation of TORC1 signaling; cellular response to amino acid starvation.